Molecule: messenger RNA, 628 nt
Organism: Phaeodactylum tricornutum CCAP 1055/1
Lineage: Eukaryota; Bacillariophyta; Bacillariophyceae; Surirellales; Neidiaceae
Exons: 2
Coding region: 79-504 (141 amino acids)
Cellular component (GO): Set1C/COMPASS complex
Molecular function (GO): protein binding; histone H3K4 methyltransferase activity
Source: RefSeq, a predicted model, not a curated record
GAGCCUCAUUUGCGUUUUGAAAGAAGUGGUAUCCAUGCUUGGGGAGUAUUUGCUGACAAAGAAAUCGCGUCGGGUGAAAUGGUAAUUGAAUAUCGCGGUGAACUCAUUGGAAAUGCGGUUGCAGAAAAGCGAGAUAAACAGUAUGAUGCAUCAAAGAUCGGAAGUGACUAUAUGUUUCGGAUUGAUGGAUCAGGUGUUUGCGAUGCCACGAAGCAGGGCAAUGUAGCACGCUUUGUCAAUGCAAGCUGCAACCCAAAUUGCUACACUAAGAUCAUCACACUUGACGGUAUCAAAAGGAUAGUGAUAUACGCGAAGCGAGACAUUCUCCCUGGAGAAGAGCUUUCUUAUGAUUACAAAUUUCCGUUGGAACGUAUUGAGGCAAAGCGAGUUUCAUGUUACUGUGGUGCAAAGGAUUGCAGGGGAUACAUGAAUUGGGAUAGAAGCUAUGUGUCUUUGUCUUGUCCAGCAGAUCUGCCGGAUUCUAAGGAGAUUCCAGAAAGGUAGAAAUGAAGAAAUUUCAUAUUCGGCUUUCGUUCAGGCCACAAUUCCCCUAUUUGGGACAAAACAAUGAUCAGUGAAUAGUGGCAGAUAUCAUAAGAGGAACUAAUAAAUCCCGUAUUUACAUGUU